AUGGCGUUACGCAGCCCGUGGGCGAAGCACCUGCUGCGAGAGCACCAUACGGAGGUCGUUCAAGAGCACAACAAGGAGGUGGUUGAGGGGCAGAGCAUGGCGGCUGGAGGAGAGACCGUGGAGUGGACGCAGCAAGCCCGUCGGAAGGUGGUGCAGGAGGGCCACGUGGAGCAGGAGGGCCACGUGGAGCAGGAGGGCCACGUGGAGCAGGAGGGCCACGUGGAGCAGGAGGGCCACGUGGAGCAGGAGGGCAGCGUGGAGCAUGUGGAGGAGCACGAGGCAUUAGUGAGGAAGCGGAAGCACUAUGCUGCUGCUGAUGGUGCUGCUGAUGGUGCUGCUGAUGGUGCUGCUGAUGGUGCUGGCCAUCGCACCAUGGAUGGAGAGUCAGGACGCUCUAGUGGCAGUGGCAAGUCAAGGCGCUCGGCGGCCGGCAGUCCGUCAGAGAUCGCUGCUACACCCAGUCACCCCGCGGCUGGCUGCCCGGAGGGACGCACAAUCCUGCCGGAGCUUCACUGCCGCAGCAGCGGUGGCACCACCAGUGCAAGCAGUAUCUCGCCCCGGCCCACCUGGGUGACGUACUUCCAUGCCAAGCUCUCAGGCCAUUUGAGUCACCUGAGCCGGUCAAUCAUGGUGCAAGGCAGAUGGUUGAGGCAUGUGUUGCAGCAGGAGAGGGUGUUCCAGCAGGUGAGGGUGUUGCAGCAGGAGAGGGUGUUCCAGCAGGUGAGGGUGUUGCAGCAGGAGAGGGUGUUGCAGCAGGUGAGGGUGUUGCAGCAGGUGAGGGUGUUGCAGCAGGUGGGGGUGUUGCAGCAGGUGAGGGUGUUUCAGAAGGUGAGGGUGUUGCAAUAA
This is a messenger RNA of Closterium sp. NIES-65, 846 nucleotides long. Lineage: Eukaryota; Viridiplantae; Streptophyta; Zygnematophyceae; Desmidiales; Closteriaceae. The record is from the annotation of a GenBank genome assembly.